Argentina anserina (silverweed cinquefoil) is the source of this 651-nucleotide messenger RNA. RefSeq lists its product as uncharacterized. Gene Ontology annotation, biological process: protein phosphorylation; signal transduction. Gene Ontology annotation, cellular component: cytoplasm. NCBI's taxonomy places the organism in Eukaryota, Viridiplantae, Streptophyta, Magnoliopsida, Rosales, Rosaceae. The record is from RefSeq and is a predicted model, not a curated record. Gene Ontology annotation, molecular function: ATP binding; protein kinase activity. The transcript is spliced from 5 exons.
AUGGAUACUAACGAAUUAGAUUGCGGAGGCGAAGGCAUAUAUGUACAGAUGCUCCGCAAGCGGUUAUUGAUAGCAAUGGAUGUGGCAUUUGGAAUGGAGUACCUGCAUGGAAAGAAUAUAGUGCACUUUGAUUUGAAAAGUGACAAUUUACUUGUAAAUCUGCGAGAUCCACACCGGCCGAUUUGCAAGGCAUGUGACUUUGAUCAAAGUUGACUCAAAAAGAAUAUUCACAUUUGGGCCUAUCGAAGGUGUCAGACACUGAUCUCCGGUGGUGUGCGAGGAACACUUCCUUGGAUGGCACCUGAACUUUUGAAUGGUAGCAGUAGCCUUGUCUCUGAGAAGGUUGAUGUGUUUUCUUUUGGUAUCGUACUGUGGGAGCUCCUCACUGGAGAAGAACCAUAUGGUGACUUGCACUAUGGUGCUAUCAUAGGCGGUAUUGUGAGCAAUACAUUGCGGCCACCGAUCCCCAAGUCUUGUGAUCCGGAGUGGAAAACAUUGAUGGAGAGAUGUUGGUCAGCUGAGCCAUCUGAGAGACUGAAUUUCACCGAGAUCGCAAACCAAUUACGUGCUAUGGCUGCAAAGAUUCCUCCUAAAGUGCAAGGCCAAGCACAGCAGAAACCGCCCUCGAUGCAGCCUCCGGUUCCAAAGUGA